AUGGCGUGCCAGCCAAGGACGGUGCCAUCGGUAAACCAUGGGCUUCGUAUCGGGACUUUCGGAGUUUCCCAAUGGAGAAAUGAGAUAGGAUCUGUUAGGGUGGAGAGUUUGAGAGGAGAAAGGAUGUCGCGGAUGGAUGAUUGGACUUCACCUCCAGUCACUAUUAGUAUAGAGUACUAA
Molecule: messenger RNA, 180 nt
Organism: Aspergillus niger
Lineage: Eukaryota; Fungi; Ascomycota; Eurotiomycetes; Eurotiales; Aspergillaceae
Exons: 2
Coding region: 1-180 (59 amino acids)
Source: RefSeq, a predicted model, not a curated record